Messenger RNA from Lucilia sericata (common green bottle fly), 2364 nucleotides. RefSeq names its product S1 RNA-binding domain-containing protein 1. The coding region runs from base 85 to 2313 and encodes 742 amino acids. Gene Ontology annotation, molecular function: mRNA binding; structural constituent of ribosome. Gene Ontology annotation, biological process: translation; nucleobase-containing compound metabolic process. The record is from RefSeq and is a predicted model, not a curated record. The transcript has 7 exons. Lineage: Eukaryota; Metazoa; Arthropoda; Insecta; Diptera; Calliphoridae.
UAUACUUUGAUUGUUUGUUAACUUUUUUUAAAUUUUAGCGCUUUAAUUUGUUGGCAUUACAAUUUUUUAAUUUAAACACCAGCCAUGUCCUUAUCGACCAGACCUAGAAGACGAGCUGCUACUAAAGUAACAAGUAUUAUAGAAUUAUCAGAUAGCGAUGAAAAUGAGGGAGCAUCACCAGAAAAAAGACAACGUACCAUAAAGGUAAUUGCGAAAGAAUCUACCAGAACUCGCGCAGAGAAGGCUUCCUCUUCUAAAGAGAAAAAGGAACCUAAACCACGUAAACCCAGAGGAGAUAAAAAAUCUAAAGAAUCGUCUAAAACUGAUGAGAAUACACCACCAAAUGUUGGCGAAAGUAAUGACAAAGAUGAUGAUGCUGACGAGGUACAAGAGAUAAGAGAUUCACCUGCUAGAGAUGUAACAGAUGGCCAGUGUUUGGAGCCAGAAGCACUAGAUACUAGUUGUGGUUUAAAUAAUGAAAGUAUGUAUGACGAACAACCACGUGUUAGUAGACACCAAGGCAGAAAUAGUUUUUGGGCACGCCGCAAGGUGUGGACUAUUGAUGAACUAUUGGCCGAAACUACUAACAUUGAGCCGCGUGCUGCCCGUAAUAUUGUUCAACUGUUCGAAAAUGAAAAUACUAUCCCCUUUAUUUGUCGUUAUCGUCGCGAUUUGGUCGAUCACAUUGAGCCGGAAAAGUUGCGUGACAUUAAGAACAGUUAUACGGAAAUUGUUAAUUUACGUAAAAAAGCGGAGACGAUCGUGACACAGCUGGAAAAGGAAAAUGUUAUCGAUGAGGAAAUUCGAACGGAAAUGUUGUGUGCCAAAACCACUGAGGAAUUGGAGUUUUUGUAUGCACCUUAUAAACCAGCCAGCAAAGGUUCAUUAGCUGAAAGAGCUAAAGCUUUGGGGUUAGAACAAUAUGCAGAUCGUUUACUCUACGGAGAACUGCCACAAGUUUCUACACGGCAACUAGUAGAUCGUAAGAAUCCCGAUAUGGAUACGGAAGAAAAAGUUAUAACUGGUAUAUGCCACAUUAUAUCACACAAUAUAAGUAAACAUACUGGAGUUUUGGAAGAAUUAAGAAGAUUGCAAAAGGUCCAUCGUAUAGUUUUAAAAACUUCAAAAGUUAAAACACCCACAGGCAAAGAUAAAGAUUCAUCAACAGCUUCAACUUCCUCACACGGCCACGGUGGUCAUGGUAAUAAUAAAAAUGAUGCUUCAAAAUAUGAAACCUAUUAUGACUAUCAAAAUGAUGUACGCUAUAUGAAACCACAUCAAAUUUUGGCCAUAAAUCGUGCUGAAAAACUUAAAUUUCUUUCGGUUAAAAUUAUUAUAGCCGAUUAUGUGCGCAAGGAUAUAGAACGUUAUGUGCGCGGUAUAUUUAUGGAAGAGGGUGAAAAGUAUCCUUUAAGAUUUGAAGUUUUCAAUAAAGCCUUCGAGGAAUGUUAUACGAAAAAAUUGCAACCCUUAAUGACUCGUCAAAUUAGAUCAGAUUUAAAUGAAUCGGCCAAAAAGGCCUCUAUAGAUGUUUUUGCCAAAAAUCUUAAACAGUUGCUGUUAAUGUCUCCUUUAAAGGGAGAACGUAUUUUGGGUAUAGAUCCCGGAUUCACGAAUGGUUGCAAAUAUGCCGCCAUCUCGGAAACAGCAGAUGUUUUGGAAACUGGGGUAUUGUAUCCACAUAAACGUAAUACAGAUCCCGAAAAGUGGGGUGAAGAAUUGGCAAAAAUAUUAUUAAGGCAUAAGAUUAAUAUCAUCGCUUUAGGUAAUGGCACAGCUUGUCGUGAAACAGAAUUUUGGCUUUCGAAACUUUUUGAAUUGGGAAUAUUAGAUUCAGCUAACGUACGCUAUAGUAUAGUAUCCGAACAGGGUGCCUCUAUAUACUCAUGUAGUGAAGUAGCUAAAAAAGAAUUUCCUAAUAUGGAUAUGAAUGAAAUAAGUGCUGUAUCCAUAGCAAGGCGUUUAAAUGAUCCAUUAAGUGAAUAUGUUAAAAUCGAACCACGACACAUUGGUGUGGGCAUGUAUCAGCAUGAUAUAAACGAAAAACAACUGACAGAAUCCCUAAAUGAAGUGGUAUCGGAAUGUGUGAGCUAUGUGGGUGUUGAUAUAAAUUCGGCCAGCAUAACGGUGCUUAAACACAUUGCCGGUUUGACGGAGAAAAAAGCUGAGAAAAUUAUACAGCAUCGUUUGGAAAAUGGUUUAUUUCGUACACGCAAGGAUUUACUGCAAGUUAAAUCUAUUGGAGAAAAGACUUUUGUACAAUGUGCUGGUUUCAUUCGCAUCGAUCCUCGCAUUUUGGGAUGUACUAUAUAGAGAAUUUGUUGGAUUGUACUGGGUGCAUCCGAGAGUUAUGCAUGGCUAAAA